AUGAUUGAAUCUAAAAUCAUUGUUUUGGAUGAACCAACAUCUGUUCUUGAUCCAAUUAGCAGAAGAAAAGUUCAUAAUCUAAUUAACAUGUACAAAGGUGCCAAGACAUUCAUAUUGUGUACACAUAUUAUUGAUGAAGUUGAUGGUCUUUGCGAUGAGAUUGCUGUGAUGAUUGAUGGAUGUAUUCAUACAAUUGGAAGUCCAUCUUAUUUGAGUAAUAAAUUCGGUCAAGAAUGGAAGUUUGACUUGAUUUUAACCAAUAAGCAGCCAGAAACAAUGGAAAUUGCUGAGAAAUUCAUUGAAAUGAAUAUAAAGAAUGCAAAACUACUCAUCAAACACCAGAGUUCUAUUAUUUACACUGUUCCUUCGAAUGAAAUCACUCUUUCAGAAUUGUUUGCAAAAUUAAACAUUUUGAAGAAUGAACAGAAAGUUCUUCAAUACUACACUUGUACAUCAAGUACAAUUGAAAAUGUAUUCACAAAGUUAGUAGAUGAGUCACAUAAAUUUAUUACAGAAGAAUUUAAUGAAUUGUCUUAUGAUGUUGGUAACUAA
Messenger RNA from Trichomonas vaginalis G3, 552 nucleotides. Its product is annotated as ATPase activity, coupled to transmembrane movement of substances. Gene Ontology annotation, cellular component: intracellular membrane-bounded organelle; membrane. Gene Ontology annotation, molecular function: ABC-type transporter activity; lipid carrier activity. Bases 1 to 552 code for a protein of 183 amino acids. The record is from RefSeq and is a predicted model, not a curated record. NCBI's taxonomy places the organism in Eukaryota, Parabasalia, Trichomonadida, Trichomonadidae. The transcript has a single exon. Gene Ontology annotation, biological process: lipid transport; transmembrane transport.